AUUAAACUGAGGGUAGAACCAACUACAGAGGCGGAGCGUACCCGCCCUGACCAAGUAUAUUCACUGGAAGAAACUCGAGGUGGAAUGCGGUGUACCGUCUAGUGCAAAUUCUUCCACGCUUCGGCCCGAGAAACAAGUCGUUCCUAGAUCUUGCCUGCCGAUUCAUUGGUGUCACCCGAGCAACGUAGGCCUACACAUGAAAGACAAAACGACCGCUCUGACUUAGAUAGGUGGCCCGUUAUAUGUUGGCGGUUCUUCCUCGUUCUUGGCUAGAGUCCUCACCAGUCCCUGCAGCGAUCGGGCAAAUACGCGCUAAGAUGGCAACUUCUUCAGACCUCAAAGGUGUGUUUUAAUGUACAAUAUUGAUUUAAACAUGUUGCAGUUGCAGGCCUGUGUAUAACUAUCAUCUGUUUUAUACCCGUGGCAUUUAUUGUAGCGUAUGGUGGAGAAUCGAAGGAUUAGUCUAUCCUAAUUCAAUAAGGAACAUUGUUUUUCUACUUUGAAUUAGUUGAACAUUAUAUGCUAUCUACAAUAAUGGUGGUGUCCAUCUCUCGAGUGAUGUCGUUUUUCGAUUGGCUUUUGGAAGACUAAAGUUUCAGGUCCCAGCUGUUUGAGUUGUUCGGGUCUACAUACAGCGGCGCAGGACGUCCGCGGAUUCUGUUUACAAAUGCAAUGCAAAUCUUUUUAGUGUUUAUUAAUGUUUAUAUUUCCCGACCAUAUGAACGAGGCCCCAUGAUUAUAAUGUAAAGCUAUAUAUAUUAUGUGUUUUACACUGAACCCAGGCAGGCUCCUGUGUUACGUAACUGUUUCCCAUCGUGACCGUCUGUCCGUUAGUUUGUCCGGCCACAGCUGCCAAACCACUUGCAGGGUUAUCAACUUGAUCGGUCACAACUCGGUGUUUGAGAUGGCCUUUUAAACCUGAUGGCCACGGUCACGGCCCUGAUGUAGCCUAUCCAUUCCUUCACCGUGGGAGACCCGUCGGCUGUAGCCUACUUUUUCCACUCACAACCAGCCGCUCUUUCUCUUGGCCUUGAUCCCCUUCUAUCAGAACGCUGCAUCUCUGUGUUGUGUAUGACGUGGCUCAUGAGUCACAACCAGGGGGUUUUAAUACACAUUAUAAUUAUCGAUCGAGCUCAUACAUGAAGGUAGGCUUUUAGGGGAUUUAAAGCUGUUAUCAGUUUAGUGAGUAGCCGGAGGCAGGUUAUGUUGUUAUUAGUAGGUUGAAGGUAAAACAGACGUAUGAUCGCAAAUAGAUACAACGGGAUUCUGGGCCAUGCGAAUCUGGCGAAAACCUAUUUAGAAAUUCCAGUAACAGCCUACAUACAAAGUAGACUACACCUUGUUCUUGAUUGUUUUUAUGCGUUACAUUAGACCACUAAACGUCAAUGAGUUGCAGUGGCGCGUAGAAGCGCAAAGCACGGUGAUUGGUUAGGAUGGGGGUCAGUCAUUGACCUGAAGAGAAUAUGGUACAGGAACACGCCCACCAACGUCAUAGUACGUCAGAGGGGAGGAGAGAGCGAAGACCGCGCAGUCAGUCCCUCCCUCCUCUCAGCCCUCAUAUAAAGCUGCCAAAAUGCCGAGAUAGUUUAGGUACAGUUUUGGAGAACAUUCAUUCUUUUCUUUGGAAUAUACACUUCUCUACUAUGACGAUACAAACAGACAUAGACACAUCAGCUCUGACCGACUCGAAAUCGCGAAGGAUGGUAGCAUUGCUAACUGCUUUUAUGAAACAGAGGAGAAUGGGUCUGAACGACUUCAUACAAAGGAUUGCAACAAAUUCCUACGCCUGCAAGCAUCCUGAGGUUCAGUCCAUCCUGAACAUGAAUCCACCUCAGGACGCCGCUGAACUCAUGAACGCCAACCCCUCCCCUCCGCCCAGCCCAUCCCAGCAGAUCAACCUGGGCCCGUCCUCUAACCCCACCGCCAAGCCCAGCGACUUCCACUUCCUCAAGGUGAUCGGCAAGGGCAGCUUCGGCAAGGUGCUGCUGGCGCGCCACCGCUCGGACGACCAGUUCUACGCGGUCAAAGUGCUGCAGAAGAAGGCCAUCCUCAAGAAGAAGGAGGAGAAACACAUCAUGUCAGAGAGGAAUGUGCUCCUGAAGAACGUAAAGCACCCGUUCCUCGUGGGCCUGCACUACUCCUUCCAGACGGCGGACAAACUCUACUUUGUCCUGGACUACAUCAAUGGGGGAGAGCUCUUCUACCACCUGCAGAGGGAGCGAUGCUUCCUGGAGCCUCGGGCGCGCUUCUACGCCGCCGAGAUUGCCAGCGCCCUGGGCUACCUCCACUCCCUCAACAUCGUGUACCGGGACCUGAAGCCCGAGAACAUCCUGCUCGACCAGCAGGGCCACAUCAUCCUCACCGACUUCGGCCUGUGCAAGGAGAACAUCGAGCUCAACGGAACCACGUCCACCUUCUGCGGUACACCCGAGUAUCUGGCUCCCGAGGUGCUGCACAAGCAGCCGUACGACCGGACGGUAGAUUGGUGGUGCUUGGGAGCUGUGAUCUACGAGAUGCUCUACGGCCUUCCUCCGUUCUACAGCCGCAACACAGCGGAGAUGUACGACAACAUCCUCAACAAACCGCUGCAGCUGAAGCCCAACAUCUCCAACGCGGCCCGGCACCUUCUGGAAGGUCUUCUCCAGAAGGACCGCACCAAGAGACUGGGCUGCACAGACGACUUUACUGAGAUCAAGAACCACAUGUUCUUCUCCCCCAUCAACUGGGAAGAACUGAACGCAAAGAAGCUCACCCCUCCCUUCAACCCCAACGUGACGGGCCCUAAUGACCUGCGGCACUUUGACCCAGAGUUCACGGACGAGCCUGUGCCCAACUCCAUCGGCUGUUCCCCCGACAGCGCCCUGGUCACGGCCAGCAUCAAGGACGCCGCCGAGGCCUUCCUGGGCUUCUCCUACGCCCCGUCCAUGGACUCCUACCUAUAGGGCCACGGCAGGAACACUGCACUGUAGCAGGGGUGCACACCACGGACACUAUUUAAGACACAGGGAGGUGGCGGAUAAAGUCGACGGGCGGGUACCUUCACGGACACAGGGGGGGGGGGCAGCGUGCAGGAGAAGACUUGCACCUCGCCUUCCCCCCAUUCCCCGUCUGGAUGAUGGAAACUGAUGACCAUAUCCAACCCAUUAACCGUUUGAGAACCCCCCUCCUUAUCUAUUCUGAGCGUCGACCCCUUUGGAAGAGUUUGAGAGGAAACGCAAUUUGAGGGUCUGCCUGCCAAACCCACCCUGAUCCCUCAACUUGAGCCCAUGCCACGCCCAUGUCCUGCGAUAUAGCGCGAUUCUUAGUCGGGGACAUUUUGCACAUUAGCUCUGAUAGCUGUGAGGCUCAACUUGAAACUACAAAAAAACACUAUCCCAUGCAUGUGCACUUACCAGUAGACAGACUCAGAACAAUAAAAUAACCAACCAGAGAUUUGCACAAACGCGUCAAAGGGGUUCAAGGCCUUUCCCACAGGAGGAAGACUUGGGUGUACCAACCCCAUUACGUGGUUUCUAAACUUCAUCUUACGUAGCUACGUAGCGUGUUAUUUUCUCCGGCAUGGCACCUGUGGGCCUGCCUAUCAAUUUUACAGAGCAACAUGGAGAUAGUGUGCAUGUGGUGCUUUAGUUUCUUUGCAUUGUUUCUAUUUUUUCCAUUUUAUUGCAAAUGGAGAUAUUUAAAGCUGAAUGUUACUAAGGGGGACUUACGUGUGGGGGUUCAUCUUAAAAGGUGCCUUUAUGUUUCUUCUCCCGCAGAAAUUGUUUGUUCUUUUCAUUUUGUCUCCAACUCCUCGUUUUGACCUUAUUGUCCUGUUACGGUCGAUUGUUUGGUUAUUUAUCUUAUGUUUGAUGGAGAAUGGUCGGCGGAAAGGAACAAUGUAGCACAAAGUCUGUACCCAGGGUCAGUCAUCGAUACGUUAGAGCGUUUGGUUAAGAUUUAAACAGCGUGGGAUGCGUUCCACAGACACUGGCUCUUCAUCUGACAUCAAACUGACAACGACCGAUAACGGCCAAGCUGGAUGGCACUAGGCUAGAGCGAGAGGGAGACAGAGUAAGGAAGAUAACUGCUGCUGUGAACGGUGUGUGUGUGUGUGUGUGGUGUGUGUGGUGUGUGUGUUGUGUGUGUUGCCUAAAACCGUAUGUGUGCUGUGUCUAAAAAUCGUCCCUAUCUUUUAUGUUUGUUUACCAAACGAGUCCCCCUCAUAAUGUCUUCCAUAAGCCUCCCGAUACCGAACAAAGUCUCAUUAACAUCUGAACUCGACAUUCCAUUGUAAUAUUGCUGUUAACACAGUUUGAGGGUAUUUAAGUUUAUUUGUAUAUUUGGAGUUACGUGUACUAGUUUUAAUGUAUAUUGAACGAAGACAUGAUGGUAUGCCUAAAAUAUGUAUAUGUAACAAUUUAUGUUAAAUGUAUUGUAAAUUGUAAAACUUUCAGAUUUAUGUGACCACAAAUGGUUUGCAAUAAAAAAUGUUUAACUUAAGACCUAUGCCUUGUCCAUUAUCUCUUAUUGUCAUAUUUUUUUUUAACGGUUUUUAGUAGUUUCGCAUCGUAUCAUCUUGUUACAAUAAUAACGAAUGGUGUACCCUAGCUGUUUUAUUGUAGCCCUGCAGUACGUCUUUGAAGUGAAAGUCAACCAAAAGCGGGAUCUGGGCCUAUUUCAAACGAGUCAGCAAUGUCUCAGUGGCCACCCCAUGAAAACCUUUCUCGCUUCUCUUCACAAUAACAGUUAAGAAUGCGGGAAAAUUAUGCUGAAUUAAAACGGUGAACAUUGCUCAAGAACGGGACUAUAGGACUUGGUGUAUAGUUGGUAGGGAUUCGAGCCUGUGACCAACUGAGUAGCGUCCUACAUAAGCAGCGAGUUAGACUUCAACCCUCCUGUGUGCGUCAGCAGCACUGUUAUGCAACUUUUGAUUGUGUGUGUGUUUGUGUGUCAGAGGGUUGAGCAUGGAUUAACUGAUAGGGCCUCGGUAGGUCAAAAGAUUUGUCUGAACCCUGUGUGGAAAGUCAGCUGGUGCAA
Messenger RNA from Gadus chalcogrammus (walleye pollock), 5016 nucleotides. RefSeq names its product serum/glucocorticoid regulated kinase 1 (gene sgk1). The record is from RefSeq and is a predicted model, not a curated record. The transcript is spliced from 11 exons. Gene Ontology annotation, biological process: protein phosphorylation. Gene Ontology annotation, molecular function: ATP binding; protein serine/threonine kinase activity. NCBI's taxonomy places the organism in Eukaryota, Metazoa, Chordata, Actinopteri, Gadiformes, Gadidae. Bases 1464 to 2942 code for a protein of 492 amino acids.